Messenger RNA from Dermacentor albipictus, 8160 nucleotides. RefSeq names its product lethal (3) 80Fj (gene l(3)80Fj). The record is from RefSeq and is a predicted model, not a curated record. NCBI's taxonomy places the organism in Eukaryota, Metazoa, Arthropoda, Arachnida, Ixodida, Ixodidae. Gene Ontology annotation, biological process: regulation of translation; cellular response to amino acid starvation. Gene Ontology annotation, molecular function: protein binding; protein kinase regulator activity. Gene Ontology annotation, cellular component: cytosol.
ACCCGAGUUGAGGAUUUGGACACAGCGCCAACCACGCUCAGUUCUUGUUUCCAGCAUCGCCCGCUGCCGCAUCGCCAUGGUCAUCGCCGUACGUCAUGUUUUUCCACGCCGUGAGUGCAGCCCGUGGAUAGUGGUCAUGGCAGGAGUGGAAGUACCUUCAGUAUUUAAAGACCUGCCGGUCAAAGUGCAAACGUCCAAGCUUGUCACUCGCAAGGAUCUCUUCUACCAGCUGGAAGAAGCGGCAAAAACAGGAUCCCUAGCGGACCCUGUGGUGCGUGGCCUGUGCCAAGUGCUGCGGCUGACGCUUCCCCGGUAUCAUGGCAGCACCUCGCGCCACCUGGUGGAGCAGCUUGUUGACUCCUUGCUGGCCACCCAGCCGUCCAGCGUGGGCCAUCUCAUUGCAACCAUCCUUGAUGUGUCCCGUGAACACAAGCCCCUCUUCAUCACGAAGAACCUGGCUCACACGUGCCUGACGGCAUUCAGCUGGUCUUGCAAAGUAGCCCACCAGGUUCUGGUCAAUCGAGGAGACCUCAAACCUGACAAGAUCCGGGACCUGGUGGAAGCUCAGAGCAACCUGCUUCUGUCAGUGUCGUCGGCAUGUGAUGCCACACUCAACAAGAAGCUCAAGAGGAAAAUCAACUAUUUGUGGAAGCAGGUCCGGACGGACUCGUAUGCAGAGGUGCUGAGCAGCCUGGAGCCCUCGUGUGCUGUGUUGCUCACCUGGUGCUUUCUCAUUGCCUUCCUGGAUGCCCAAAAGCUCAGGGAUGUCAUCCACUCCUACAAGGCGAAGUUCCUGGAAGUAUUCAAGACUGUGGUAUUGACAAGCAAGACGGCAGCACCAACUCAGGUUCUAGAGCAUUCGCGCUGCCUUUUGAGGCAUGCCACUCACGAGGACUUCAAGGAGCAGCUGGUGCCCGCCCUGCAGAAGGCAAUGCUGCGCAAUCCCGAGAUCAUCAUGGAGAGUGUGGCGCACGUCUUGCAGGGAGUCACUCUGGAGCUCAGCCCUUACCUGGGUGAACUGGGCAAAAGCCUGGCACAGCACCUGGUGGCCAAAGACGAGUCUUGCCGGCAGGGGGCGGUGGUGGCCCUGAGGAACCUGGCCCACCAGUGUGGUUCGCAAGAGGCCCUCGAGGCCCUCAUCAAGCACCUUGUGGGGGUCCUCAAUGGCUCCGAGGGGAAGCUGACCACGACUGAGCAGCGACUGAGUGUGCUGACUGCCAUUGGUGAGGUGAGCUGCCACGUGGUCAACGGGGCGUCCCAUGUUCAACGGCUUAGCGAGAUCGCCCUGCAACACCUCCUCGCUGUGCUAAAGGCCGAGGUGCAUGAAGGCACCUUGUUGCUGACACUCAAGAUGAUGUCCAAGUGGUGCUCACGAUUGACCCAGGAACCACCCACUUUUCUAGUGACUGGGUUCAAGGAGGGCAUGGAGCAGAAGACAGCGACGUCAGCUGUCCGAUAUGGUUAUCUGCAGUGCAUGAUCUCGGCAUUUCACGGUAAGCACAAUGGUAUGCCAGGUUGCAAGCAGGUGGAGCCAAUCCUAGGCCUGGUGCUCAAGGCUGUAGAGCGAGCCUUGGCACAGCCAUUGCAACCAGGACCCGUCUGCGAGGGCUUGGCUGCUGCCUGUCUUCUUUUUCGUCUGCAACCUGUCGGUUCCCCAUCUGAGAACAAGAUCAAGAACAUGGUUACACAACUUCUAGACCCAGAAAAGCAGCCAUUCUUUGCUGACAAGUUUCUGCAGACAGCAUCAGAAGAUACACAUCACCUGGUGUUGCAGCUAAUCACAAGAAUGAUUCUCGACCACCCCGACUCCUGCUUCGCCAAUCUCAAGCCCUUUGCGGUGCCGCUGCUGAAGGCGCUCUGCCACUCCAGUCACCCCGUGCGCCAGUCGGCCCAGAGCACGGUGCGCAAGCUGGUGUCAGUGCUGAGUGGCACCUCCCUCGCCUGCUUUCUGCUGCGCGAGUUCUCGAGCUUUGUCGACAGCCAUCUGAAGGAGAAGGCAGAAGAAUGUGGGCCAGGCGAAUCCAAAAUCCUGGCGGAGGCUCUGGUCGCCAUCUGCUCGGGCUCCAACCUGGAUGCCAAGGACACAGAGGACCUUGCCUUGGAGUCCUUGCUGCCUGCGCACCACCCUGUCUUUGCUGUGCACCAUUCCAGCCUGUGGCUGCGGAUUGUGGACUUGCUCAAGCUUGACCGCAAGUCACCGCUGGACCCACAACAGGCACUGCCAUUGCUGCUGUCCAAGGACACCAUCACCCCGGACGUGAAAGGAGCCAUCACCACCCUGACGGCCGUGCUGCCACAAUUCGUGAUGAGUGCGGUAAUCUCUGAGGUGCUUGCAGCACUGAACCAGACCGAGCUGCGGCUAGUAACAGCCGAGGAAUAUUCUAUCUACUGCACACCUGAGGGUGUCCUCCACAACAAGGGCGUGCUCAACAAUGUUGUUGAGGCCACAUCUGAGUCAAAGAACAUCAAGCGUGAGAGCAAGGUGUACUCAUACAAGGAGCAAAUGGAGGAGAUUGAGUUGAAGAAGGAGCUGGAGGCUAAGAAGAAGACCAAGGUGCAGGAGCCCGAGCUCACCAAGAAGCAGAAGGAAGUGAUGGAAGCCCAGCUGCAGAAGGAGCAUGCCGUGCGCCUGCGUAUACGCAAGCUAGCAGGCUCCGUGGAGCAUGCCAUGUUGUUGCUGGAAUCGGUGAUUGCGGCACCUGCGUCCUCGGUGUGCCUGUAUGGGGCACCCCUGUACCCCCAGCUGGUGCAGGCCCUGACAGCCCUGUUCAGCAGUCGCCUGGCAGCACCCAUUGUGGUGCCAGCCUACCUGCGCCUCAAGGAUGUCCUCUUUGCACCGGAUUUGGCCCACUUUGCCUCGUCAGUGGGCUACCUGACACUGCGGCUAGCGAACCCCAGCUGCGAGUUGGACCCCCGGUGGACAGAGGAAGACAUGGACUCGUGCAUGGCGCGGGUGAUCACUUGCUUCCACGACCUGGCCUGCUCCCCGACGAACGCUCGUCGUCUGCCCAGCCCUGCCUUCUGCUUCGCAUUCCCGCUGCUACGUCUGCUAUUGAGCAGCCCCGACACCAAUGACACCCUGCUCACGCAAUGCCUGCAGGUGCUGUCGGCACACUCUGUCAUGCGUUGCACCGAACCCUUCAGCCUGGAGAACCCAAAGAACUUGCCUGUAGAGAAGAUGCUCGAGACAGUUGUGGGACUUCUGGGAAGGACUACUGGACGUAUUCAGCGCCUGGCACAGAAAGUGGCGGUCGAUGUGUGUUUUGCCAUCAGUGGCCUUGAGGGCUGCAGUCGAGCCGAUGUUGCCGAGGUUAAAGUCCUGCUUGGUGCCCUCUACUCACCUGAGCUCGUAGUGCGAGAAACUGCUCUUCAGUGCCUGCUAAUGCUCCAGCUGGUGGUUCCUACCCACGAGACGGACCCUGCAAACAGCCUUGAGCUGGCUGCCCGAGUGUGGGUUGCGCGGUUCGAUGCCAAGGAGGAGAUCAAGGCCCUGGCUGAAAAGUUGUGGCGCGAGCUAAAACUGGAGCCUGAGCCAGCACUGUGCGCUCGUCUGCUGUCAGACGUGAUGCACCCCCAGGCAGAAACCCGCAGCACAGCUGCACAGGCCCUCAAAUCACUGCUGCAGUCAUUCCCCGACUGCCUGCAUGAUGUGCUGCUCCAGCUCAUGGACGCAUACCGCCAGCACCUGCAGCGUCCUGAGCCUGUACGAGACAGCUUUGGGAGGGUGAUAAUGGAGCGGCCGCCGGACGUGUGGGAGCCCCGAAGUGGCGUGGGGCUUGCAUUGGCACAGCUCGCACCGCUGGUGCAUUCGCCUGCUGUGCCGGAGCUCAUGGAGUUCUACGUACAAGAGGCACUGUCAGACCCUCACCCAGUGGUGCACAAGACCCUCCUGGAUGCUGCCACAGCCCUGGUUGACUUCCACGGAAAUAGCAAGGUGAACAUACUGCUGCCCCUGUUUGAGCACUUUCUGGAUGAUGCCCCGAGGGACCAGAGCUACGACCAGGUGCGGCAAAGUGUGGUGAUCCUGAUGGGAACCCUGGCACGCCACCUGGACAAGGAUGACCAGAAGGUCAAGCCCAUCGUCAACCGCCUCAUCGACACCUUGGCAACACCUUCGCAGCAGGUGCAAGAGGCAGUGGCCACCUGUUUGCCUCCACUGAUCCCGGCCAUCAAGGAUGAGGCGCCUGUGCUGGUUCAGAAGCUGCUGACACAGUUGCUCAACUCUGAGCAUUAUGGCGAGAGAAGGGGUGCUGCCUAUGGCUUGGCAGGGCUUGUGCGCGGACUCGGCAUUCUCUCCCUCAAGCAGCUAGACAUCAUGAACACCCUCACCGAGGCCGUCCAGGACAAGAAGAACGCCCGGCGCAAGGAAGGUGCCCUGCUGGCCUUCGAGAUGCUCUGCUCGGUGCUCGGGCGCCUCUUUGAGCCGUACGUAGUGCACGUGCUGCCGCAUCUAUUGCUCUGCUUUGGCGACAGCAACCAGUAUGUCCGCGAGGCCACGGAUAACACUGCAAAAGCAGUGAUGAGCAAACUGACAGCACAUGGUGUCAAGUUGACUCUACCUUCACUGCUUGCUGGUCUGGAGAAUGAUCUCUGGAGGACGAAAUCGGGGUCAGUGGAGCUGCUGGGUGCGAUGGCAUACUGUGCACCCAAACAGCUGUCGUCCUGCCUGCCCUCCAUCGUGCCCAAGCUCAUCGAGGUACUGUCGGACUCGCACGUCAAAGUGCAGCGGGCAGGCGCCCAGGCUCUCAAGCAGAUUGGUUCCGUCAUCAAGAACCCAGAGAUCCAGGCCAUUGUGCCAGUGCUGUUGGAUGCUCUGCAAGACCCGGCCGAGAAGACAUCCGGCUGUCUGGCGACACUGCUGAAUACAAAGUUUGUCCACUUCAUAGACGCGCCGUCACUGGCGUUGAUCAUGCCUGUGGUGCAGCGUGCUUUCCAGGAUCGCUCGACAGAGACCAAGAAGAUGGCCGCACAGAUCAUCGGCAACAUGUACUCCCUCACUGACCACAAGGACUUGGCCCCUUACCUGCCAGCCAUCAUACCAGGCUUGAAGCAGGCCCUUCUUGAUCCUGUACCGGAGGUGCGAAGCGUGUCUUCACGUGCCCUGGGCGCGAUGAUCAAGGGCAUGGGUGAGACAUGCUUUGAGGACCUCAUCCCCUGGCUCAUGCAGACGCUCACCUCGGAGUCCUCGCCCGUUGACAGAUCGGGAGCAGCCCAAGGCCUAAGUGAAGUGCUCGGAGGCUUGGGAGUGGAGAAGCUCCAGACACUGAUGCCAGAGAUCAUCUCAACGGCAGAGCGGACAGACAUUGCACCGCACGUCAAGGACGGCUAUGUCAUGAUGUUCAUAUACCUGCCGGGUGUCUUCCAGAAGGAGUUCACCCCCUACAUUUCCCAGAUCAUCAACCCAAUUCUAAAGGCACUAGCAGACGAGAACGAGUAUGUGCGGGAGACAGCACUACGGGCAGGCCAGCGCAUGGUGAACAUGUAUGCAGAAACAGCAAUGACCCUGCUGCUGCCCCAACUGGAGAAAGGGCUCUUUGAUGACAACUGGCGCAUCCGAUACUCUUCAGUCCAGCUCCUCGGUGACCUCCUGUACAAGAUCUCAGGUGUGACAGGAAAGAUGACCACAGAAACUGCCCAUGAGGAUGACAACUUUGGCACAGAACAAUCUCACAAGGCGAUCAUGAUAGCCCUGGGUGAGGAGCGUCGCAACCGGGUGCUGGCCGGCCUGUACAUGGGUCGCCUGGACACCUCGCUGAUGGUGCGCCAGGCAUCCCUGCACGUCUGGAAAGUGGUGGUGACCAACACCCCCCGCACCCUGCGUGAGAUCCUGCCCACUCUGUUCUCCCUGCUGCUGGGAUUUCUGGCCAGCAGCAGCUACGACAAGCAGCAGGUGGCAGCACGCACCCUGGGCGACCUGGUGCGCAAGCUGGGCGAGCGGGUGCUGCCUGAAAUUGUGCCCAUCCUGGAACAAGGCUUGGACUCUGAUUUGCCCGACCAGCGCCAGGGAGUGUGCGUAGGGCUGAGUGAAAUCCUGGCCUCGACAUCGCGUGACAUGGUGCUCACCUUCCUCGACAGCCUCGUGCCCACCGUCAGGAGAGCCUUGUGCGAUCCCCUGAAGGAGGUGCGCGUAGCCGCAGCGAAGACCUUUGACAACCUGCACUCGACAGUUGGCUCCAGGGCUCUGGACGACAUCCUAUCCCCAUUGCUCAUGCAGCUGGGCCAGGGUGACUCUGUGCUGGCCGAGAACACAUUGGACGGCCUACGACAAGUGAUGGCCAUCAAGAGCCGUGUUGUGCUACCCUACUUGAUACCACAGCUGACAACGCCUCCCGUGAACACCAAGGCCCUGUCGCAUUUGUCAGCUGUGGCUGGAGAGUCCCUGUCGCGGCACCUGCCCAAAAUCCUGCCUGCACUGCUGACAGCAUUCAGUGCUUCGCUGGACACACCCAAACAACAGGAGGAGCUGGAAUAUUGCCAAGCCGUGGUGCUGUCGGUGGUGGACGAGGCCGGAGUGCAGACGGUAGUGGAGCAGCUGCUCGCGGGUGCCCGGCAGCCCAGCCAGCGCCGUGCGGCUGUGGCCCUGUUGUGCGCAUUCUGCGCCCAUUCCAGGGCACCCCUCACGCCGCACGUGCCUCAGCUGCUUAGGGAGCUGCUGCGUCUGUUCACCGACACAGACCGCCACGUGCUGCAGCUUGCUGGGGAGGCUCUCGCUGCCGUCACCAAGACCCUGGACACAAACCAGCAGAUUGAGUACGUGAUGGAUGUGCGGCAAGCAAUCCGGUUUGCGGCUAGUGACCUGAAGGGCCAGGAGUACCUGCCAGGCUUCUGCCAGGAGAAGGGCAUCUCGCCCAUUCUGCCCAUCUUCCGCGAGGCCAUCCUCAUCGGGGUGCCUGAACUCAAGGAACAAGCGGCACAAGGUCUUGGCGAGGUGAUCCGGCUAACAGAUGCUGCCUCCUUGCGGCAGUCGGUCAUCAGCAUCACGGGACCGCUCAUUCGUAUCCUAGGUGACCGGUUCAGCUUCAGCGUCAAAGUGGCUGUGCUUGAGACGUUGGCCCUGCUACUUGCUAAGGUAGGGGUGCAGCUGAAACCAUUCCUGCCACAGCUGCAGACCACUUUCCUGAAAGCACUCAAUGAUGGCAACCGGCAGGUGAGGCUAAAGGCCUCGGUAGCGCUGAGUCACCUCAUUGUGAUCCACACGCGGUGCGAUCCAGUCUUCCAGGAGUUGCACAACUCGGUCAAGAAUCAGGACGAUCCCACUGUCAGAGAGACGAUGCUGUACGCACUGCACCGUGUGGUGGCAGCAGCGGGCCACAAGAUGUCGGACCUGAUGCGGCGGAGUGUGACGGCCAGCGUGAGCAGCUACCUGAGCAGCUCGGAGGAUGGCUGCCGCACGGCUGCUGCUGGGUGCCUGGGCUCUCUCUGCCGGUGGCUGCCACCGGAUGAGCUGGCCGUCUUUGCCCGAGAACAUCUAUUAAGCGACGAUCCUAGCGAGGACUGGACAUUAAGGCAUGGUUGUAGUGUGACACUCUCGGUGGCACUCAAACAAGCUCCCGAGCGCAUCCUCACAGACGACUGGAGAGACCGGGUGGUCAAGACACUGAUCAAGUACAUGACUGCCGACCGGGUGCCCAUUGUGAUUGGUGGAGUGCGUGGAACUGGCCACUGCUUACGUCACAUGCUUCUCAACUCUGAGGAGUUGCCACAAGUACUACUGACAACAUUUGCCAAGUGCCUGAACCACGGGAGCAACGAAGUGAAGCAGCUGGUGGCCCAGACCGUGCAGUGGUUGUCGCGCAGCCUGGACAAUGGCGUGCCCCCACAACUGCUGCGAACACUGGUGCCCCAACUGGUGAACGGAACCAAGGAGAAGAACACCAUGGUGCGCGCCAACAGCGAGUACGCCUUGGUCGCCCUGCUCUACCUGCGCACCUCCACACAGGGGCUCGAGGAGUGCCUAGCGGUACUUGACCCAGGGGCGAGGGAGUCCCUACAGGAUGUGUACACCAAGGUGCUGCGCAAGGUCGCCUCCCAUCCAGAGCCGAAGGAGGAAGACCUCGACGAUGGAGUUCUCUCCUGAUUGUCUCCCUUGUCCUUCCCUCCCCAGUCCUCUCCCCUCAACAAUGCACAGAUUAAAAAAGAAAGGAUGUGUGUAAAGUUUUA